AUGAAUGUAUUUCGUUUACUUGCCGAUUUGAUGCAUUUAGCAUCCAUCUUUAUACUUUUGCUCAAGAUCCAAAAUUCCAAGUCAUGCGUCGGCAUUUCCUUCAAGACACAAAUGCUGUAUACCAUCGUCUUCAUGACACGUUACCUGGACCUCACAUUUCACUUCAUCUCAUUGUACAAUACCUGCAUGAAGAUAUUUUUUAUUGCAUCAUCGGUGUAUAUCUUGUACUUGAUGCGAGUCAAGUACAAGGCAAGCUAUGACCCUGGAUUGGAUACUUUUCGCUUUGAAUACCUUUUGGGAUUCGCCAUGCUUUUGGGAGUUGCUUUUUCAUAUGACUAUACGCCUGUGGAGGUGUUGUGGUCGUUUUCAAUUUGGCUCGAGUCGGUGGCCAUUAUGCCUCAGCUCUAUAUGCUACAACAAACGGGUGAAGCCGAAACCAUUACGACGCAUUACCUCUUUGCAUUGGGAGCAUACCGUGCAUUGUACCUGGUCAAUUGGGUCUAUCGUUACGUGAUGGAAGGGCACACGGAUUGGAUUGCUUGGGUAGCAGGUCUCAUCCAAACAGCACUCUACAGCGACUUUUUCUACUUGUAUUAUACAAAGGUGCUUCACGGCAAGAAGCUUGAGUUGGCAGGAGGGUAA
Molecule: messenger RNA, 642 nt
Organism: Lichtheimia ornata
Lineage: Eukaryota; Fungi; Mucoromycota; Mucoromycetes; Mucorales; Lichtheimiaceae
Exons: 4
Coding region: 1-642 (213 amino acids)
Biological process (GO): endoplasmic reticulum to Golgi vesicle-mediated transport; protein retention in ER lumen
Cellular component (GO): cis-Golgi network; membrane; endoplasmic reticulum
Molecular function (GO): ER lumen protein retrieval receptor activity
Source: RefSeq, a predicted model, not a curated record